AUGCUGAUGCAGCUCUGUAGUUUCAAGAAUUUGUACCAGAAUCGUAUCCUGGGCCUGGCGGCCAUGGCCUCCCCAACCCGCAAUAGCCAGACCCGCCAGCGCUGCAAGGAUGCGGUUCGUCACAGCUACGGCCCCGAGACCUACGUUGUCAAUGGUCUGAACCAGGAGGCCUUCAUGUUGGGGCUGCCACGCUCCACAAGCGACACUGACCUUGUCUCUCCAGAUGCUCGCUCCACCCUCACCAUCAGCUCCUCUCACUACACAAUAGGACAGUCUGAAGACCUAGUGAUCACAUGGGACAUCAAGGAGGAAGUGGAUGCUGGAGACUGGAUUGGAAUGUAUCUUGUUGAUGAGGCUCUGUCUGAGAACUUUCUGGACUAUAAGAACCGAGGAAUCAACGGAUCUCACAAGGGACAGAUAGUUUGGAAAAUUGAUUCCAGCUCCAACUUUAGUGACUCUGAGACCCAGGUCUGCUUCAGGUACUACCAUGGUGUCACUGGAGCGCUGAGGGCAACCACACCCAGUGUAACCAUCAAGAAGGGCCCUGCACCUGUAUUAAAGCCAGUGGUUAGCCCUGAAGUCAACCAUGGUUUGGGCAACAGGAGACUCAUUAACUUUUCCCUGUCAGACCUCCAGGCAGUUGGACUGAAGAAAGGGAUGUUCUUCAACCCCGACCCAUACCUGAAGCUCUCCAUCCAGCCUGGGAAGCACAGCAUCUUCCCGUCCCUGCCGCACCAUGGCCAGGAGAAACGCUCCGGAGUGGUCUGCAACACAGUCAACCCUCAGUGGAGCACAGAGAGGUUUAACUUUGUGUCUCUGCCCACUGACGUCCUGGAGAUCGAGGUAAAGGACAAGUUUGCCAAGAGUCGUCCAAUCAUCAAGCGUUUCCUGGGGAAGCUGUCCGUUCCAGUCCAGAGGCUGCUGGAAAAACAUGCCAUUGGGGAUCGGGUGGUGAGUUAUUCCCUGGGUCGCAGGUUGCCAACAGAUCAUGUCUGUGGCCAGCUGCAGUUCCGCUUUGAGCUGACCUCCUCUAUUCACCCAGAUGACGAGGAGGUCUCCUUAGUAAUAGAGCCAGCCUGCCCAGCGGGUCAGGCUGAUGCCAACCACCCUGCUGAUGCUCCUGAUGAUGACACACUGAGCGUAGGCCCUGACAUGCCCGAUCUCCCCUUGGAUGCACCUUCUAAACCUGAGACCUCAGUGCCAGCAGCCUCCCCACCUGUGGAAGUCCAAGUCGCUGAGAAGACUGAGGUAGAGGAGGUGGCAGAGACAGAGCAAGGAGCUGUGGAGGAGGAGAGCACAGUAAGGGAGGAACCCCCAACUGCUGAACCCCAGAUGGAUCAGGAGGAGGGUGUCUCAGUUGAACAGCAGGAAGAGAGCAAUGGAGUCGGGGGAGAAGAGGGGGCAAGGGAGGAGAGGCAACAGGAGGGAACAGCGGAGUCUGCAGCACAAGCUGAGGAGGCGCUGACAGUGGAGGGAAAAGAGGGUGGAAAUGAAAUGCAGUCUGAGCCAGACUCUGACAGUCCUGGAGUAGUGGUUAUACACGACGGAGCCACUGCUGUGGAGGCUCCCGCAGAGGAAAACACUGUAUCCCAGGAGGCCCAUGUAGACCCAGCUGAAGGGGCCACGCCGGAGGCGACAGAGGGAGGAGAAAGAAGUUGUGACCCCUACUCCUGCCAGUCUCUCUUCUCAAUUUACAACUCAAAUGCUCCCUCACGCCGUAAAAACCGCCCCUGCUCUCUCCCAGUGUCUGAGCUGGAGACGGUGAUUGCAUCUGCCUGCGGCGAGCCGGAGACGCCACGAUCUCACUAUAUCCGAAUUCACCACCUUCUUCACAGCCUCCCAUCAGCCCAAAAUAGAGCUCCCAGCCAGGACGAGGAGCAGACCAGGGAGGGAGAUAACACAAGCACUACUCUAGACACCAACGCCACAUCACCAACUCUUAAAACCUCUAAAGACGAGGAAGGGCAGGAGGAUGAGGAAGAGGAGGAUACAACCCUGUCUCCCUCUCAGGUUCCAGAGUGUCCAGGCCCCUGCUGCCGGCGCUCUCUGCCUCGCAGCCUCUCCAUUGAACGCCUGUCAGAGCUGAACCAACUCCUGGAGGGUGAGGGAGGUGGAGGAGGUCAUGCAGCUAUCAGGAGGAUUUCUCCUUCCUGCCUGGGGAGUGAGGAGGGGGAUUCCAGUAACGGAGGAGGCAGGAGAGUUGGUGGCAGCACUCACCGUCCGCCAGGCGAAAAUGAGUGUGAGUUUUGCGACACCUCCUGCUAUAGCACCUCCUGCUAUAGCACUUCCUGUUACAGCACGUCCUGCUACAGCAACUCGGGCUACGAGGGGAGGAGCCGCUUCUGUAGCCACACCCGCCUCUCCUCAGUGGACAGCAACCGACUUUCCGGGAGCACCGUGUUUUCCUCCCAGGAUGAAGAUGAAGAUGAGGAGAGCGCCUUUGAGUCGGUACCUGAUGCCGGCCACAGCCCUGAGGGCCAGGAGGCGGGCGGGGCAGGAGGAGAGAGGAGGACGGGCAGAUGGAAGGAGGCCAGAAGAGGAGAGCAGGGGGAGCCUGCUGUGGCCGGGCCCAGUGACAGGAACAGCAUUGGCUCAGGCUUCUCCCAACCUGUUGGCCAUCUUCCAGUCCUGCGACCCAGCCAUGACCUAAACCAUUUUCCUGCUGCCACUGACCAAGCCUUACCUCCAA
Stegastes partitus (bicolor damselfish) is the source of this 2689-nucleotide messenger RNA. Its product is annotated as E3 ubiquitin-protein ligase HECW1-like. The annotation marks the transcript as partial. The record is from RefSeq and is a predicted model, not a curated record. Lineage: Eukaryota; Metazoa; Chordata; Actinopteri; Pomacentridae. The transcript is spliced from 11 exons.